Molecule: messenger RNA, 1538 nt
Organism: Cygnus olor (mute swan)
Lineage: Eukaryota; Metazoa; Chordata; Aves; Anseriformes; Anatidae
Gene: DHRS12
Product: dehydrogenase/reductase 12
Exons: 10
Coding region: 299-1270 (323 amino acids)
Source: RefSeq, a predicted model, not a curated record
UAGCCUCAUCUCUGUAGCAGCCUCCAGCACAACAUGCCAGAGGCUCACAGCAGAUCCCUUUGCUUGUUGACUGAUUAAGAAGGGACAGAAAAUAUGAAAGCAUAAGGAAGAAGAAGCCCCAGACCGCCGAGGUGGCUCCCCCUUCCCUCGCACCCCUCUCCCCGUCAUGGCGGCGCGGCGGGGCCGGGCCGGGCGGGCCGUCACCUAACGGCAGGCGGGCAGGGCUGCACUGGACGCCCUUAUGUAAGGGCAGAGGCGGGGCCGGCACCGUGGUGGCGGCGGCAGCAGCACCGCCGCUAUGUCCUGGUACCGCAACACCGUGUGGUUCGUGAAGGGGCUGCGGGAGUACACGAGGAGUGGCUAUGAAUCUGCUUCCAAGCACUUCAACCCAGCAGAUCUCGAGGUGAAUGUGGCUGGAAAAUCCUUUCUGAUCACCGGAUCAAACAGUGGCAUCGGCAAGGCCACGGCCAAAGAGAUAGCAAAGAGAGGUGGCACGGUUCACCUGGUUUGCCGGAAUAAGGGACGAGCUGAGGAUGCCAGAGGAGAAAUAGUGACGGAAACGGGCAAUCAGAACGUCUUCUUGCAUAUUGUGGAUAUAUCUAAUCCCAAGGAAAUCUGGAAGUUUGCUGAACAAUUCAAAAAUGAACAUAAAUUAAACGUGUUGAUCAACAAUGCAGGAUGUAUGGUGAACAACAGAGAAUUAACUGAAGAUGGACUUGAGAAAAACUUUGCAACAAACACCUUGGGUACGUACGUUCUGACAACAGCCCUGCUGCCCCUCCUGGAAAAAGAAGCUGAUGCCAGAGUGAUAACUGUCUCUUCUGGGGGCAUGCUAGUUCAAAAACUGGACGUAUCUGAUUUGCAGUCAGGAAGUGGGACGUUUGAUGGGACGAUGGUGUACGCCCAGAACAAGAGACAGCAAGUUGUCCUGACAGAACAAUGGGCAAAAACUCACAGAAACAUCCAUUUCUCUGUUAUGCACCCCGGCUGGGCAGACACUCCAGCUGUGAGGUCCUCGAUGCCAGAUUUCUAUCAGAAGAUGAAGAACAGCUUGCGCACAGAGGCCCAGGGAGCUGACACCGUUGUGUGGCUGGCAGUAUCAUCUGAGGCAACAAAGCUACCGAGCGGCUUGUUCUUCCAAGACAGGCAACCAGUCCCUACACACUUACCGUUAGCAAGCACCCACAGUCCACCAGGAGACGAGGAGAAGCUAAUGGAGCUGCUGGAAGAAUUCUCCCAGAAGUUUAAAUCCCCUUCUUCAGGAACUUAGCAGCACCGUUGACACAACGUAACCACAAAGCUUCUAAUUACAGAGUAACAGUGCUGUAGAGGAGAAGUAGGAUGCUGUAGGCCUGUUAAAGUAAAUUGUAUUCAGGUGUGCUUAUCAUGGGGAGUAGUGGUGCCUGCAAAUCUGUUUUCUUUCUGAGAGAAUCGACCAUUGUCAAUGCGCAGCUGCUGUCUCAAGACUCAGUAAGGUUGUGGUCUUUGAAUUGGAAGGAAAAUGUGGAGGCAUCAAAAUAAAACCCAAGUGCUAACUC